AUCAGAUACCACAGUGUGGACUUUAAACCCUGCGUAAUGUCUUACAGGCUUGAAUUAGGUUACUGUGAGUCACAGACUGAUCCUCGGCGAAAGUUUUAACAGAUUUAAUGUUUAUGUGGAAUGUAGAGCUAACACCAUAAAUAGUGUUUGAGAGACUGCAGUGUUUUAUUUGCAUCCAGCUGGAGGGAGAGAUCCCGCGAGACUAAACUCAGAUUUCAAGCACUGUUAGAUCUGGAAGAAGCAUUCAGCGUCCCCUGCAGCUCGGACGCUAGCUGAAAGCCCAUCAUGCCUCUGUUUCGGGCUUUGGAUGAACAGGCAGAGGCAAAGGCUCGGCCCAGGCGGAGGGGUCUGAGGAACACCAAGGGCACUAAAAGCUGCUGGAGGACGCGGGACGAUGAUCCGGUCCUUUCUCUGACGCGCCUCUGCCUGUUGAGCCUCGCUGACAACAUGAAGGACCUGUGGGUGAAAGACUAUGCUGACAACUAUCUUGAUCAUUAUUCAUUCAGAUACAUCAUGGGGCCUUUCAACCUGCUGCCUGGUGAACUGGUGGAGGAGUUGACGUGGCUGCUGUCCAGUAGAAAGCAGCUGUCUCGGGCAGCGCUCCACCUCCUGCUGGUCCCCCACCUCCAGGGUCUGUCUCUAGAGAGGUGUCCUGGCUUGGUGAACCCGGCAUUGUGCGCUCACAUUGCUGCCCGUUGCCAGGGUCUGCGGAGCCUGGACCUAUCUGGAGCACAGCAGCUCCCUCCAAAGGCCCUCUGUGAGACCAUGUCCAGUCUACCUGCUCUGCGGUCGCUGUCCUUAGCCGGCAUGCCUUGUGACAGGAGUGUGAUCCAAAUGGUUGCCCGCCACUGCCGUUUGCUGCAGCACCUCGACGUAUCCCGCUGUCACCUCCUCUCCCCGGCUGCUCUGCUUGCUCUCGGCGGUGUGGUUUCGAGUUCGUCCUCGGCCUCCUCUUCUUCAACCUCGUCUCCUCUCCCGCUCAGCAGCCUGUUGGCUCUGGAUAUUGGGUUUGGGGAACAGGAAGGAGACUCUACCGUGGCAGCAGCCUAUCUCCUUCUCUCUCUGCCUUGCUUGAAAAGACUGGCCUUGGAGGGCCUCGGACCGGCCUGCCGUCUCAUCGAGCAGAGGGAGUUCAGCCAGGCAGAUGAAUUUGCUGACAGGGAAGGUGUUUCCAGCCUGCACCUGGUGUGGAGGGAAAGGAUGCUUGGGCAGAGCUCGGAACGUUGGAUGACGAUGAGAGGGGAAGAAUCUACUGAUAAUCGAGAGGUGGAGAGCCCAUUAUUGGAGGAGGAUGGGUGUGACGCUGAAGAAGAUUUAAUCAAAAACUUGUGGCCUUUUUGCUUACAAAUCCAAACAGAGGAUAGGAUGAAGAAUUUGUCCCAGUCAGGCCUGAUCCUGCAGCUCAAAGACGUUAAAGGCGUAACCUGUGAGUCUCUGGGGAGUUUAGGAAAUUUGUGUCCGGGUUUAAACUCUUUAUCCAUGAACAUAGGCAAACAGGGGCCCCUAUUAACCGCUGAUCUCCAGACGUGGUCAGGCCAGCUGCGGAGUCUUUCAUUUAUCUACUCCGGCCCAGUGGCAGAUCUUCUUCCUGCCUUGCAAGUCGCAGGUUGCUCACUGAUCUCUCUGACGUUGGAGGGGGUGAAAACCAGAGCCGACACCCCACUACUGGAGCUCAUCAGAGUCUGUCCCAGACUCAGAGACCUCCUUGUCUCUGCCGAGCCUCCUGCUACACCACAGUACGAAACCAUUGACAAUCAGCUGGAUGAUCAAGAUCUCCCAAAGCUGCCGAAUCUCCGCUCUCUCAAGAUCAGUUUCUCCUAUGAGCACAACCAAAUGAAGCCCCUGAUGUCCUGGAUGUCCCUAAAGGAAGUGAUCAGGUGUCUCCUGAUUGGCUCUCCUUUACUCGAGAAUCUCUCUUUGAUCUCCUUGCCGUGCCCUUUGAACUGCAUCAUACAGGACACACUGCAUAGUGUGAAUCCGGACGUGAAUCCCGAUGCAGAUUCCUCUGGCUUGCCGCCACUGCCACUUGGAAGGAUCGAGCAUAUUGACCUGCUGCGAACAGAUGUGCAGAUGAGCACUGUGAAGAGCUUGAUGCAGCUGAGCAAGAGGCUCAAGUACGUGGAUGUAAGUUACUGCUGGCGGAUCAGUCAGCGCGAGUGGCUAGACUGCAAGAAGUUCAGGCAGGUCGAAGUUGUCUGGGUGUAAUAAAAAGAGGGGAGGAUUCUAACACUAAGGCGCGUCUUGAAGGUGGGCGGGCAGUAUUUUUUUUUAUUAUUUGAAUAAAUUGAAAUACACAUUUACAUGUUAAAUUGUAUAUUUAUCAUAGUCUCUUUGGAAAAUGUAUGUUUGUUUUUUGUAACAGACUGAUCUUUUUAAUUCACUAUUAUGGAAAGCUGUAUUUUAAAAACCAAUUUAUAUUAACUUUAUAGUCUGAAUGCAAUUGUGACGUGCCUGAAAAACAAACAUUGUUUUUGAGAAAAGUGUUUGAGAAAUCAUGUGGAAAUCACCAUAUGUUUGUCUUUUUAUGAAACUAUGACAAUAAAUUCACAUUGAAGUGAAUGCAACAAUAA
Messenger RNA from Poecilia latipinna (sailfin molly), 2570 nucleotides. RefSeq lists its product as uncharacterized. The record is from RefSeq and is a predicted model, not a curated record. Gene Ontology annotation, biological process: SCF-dependent proteasomal ubiquitin-dependent protein catabolic process. The transcript is spliced from 6 exons. Lineage: Eukaryota; Metazoa; Chordata; Actinopteri; Cyprinodontiformes; Poeciliidae. Gene Ontology annotation, cellular component: SCF ubiquitin ligase complex. Bases 286 to 2205 code for a protein of 639 amino acids.